AUGGAUUCAGACGUAGAAGACCAACAGAUUAUGGAUAAGAUUAACGCACUUUGGUCUAACCAUGGCAACGAUUUUCAUGGAACAGCCACUCUUGCUGAAUGGAUGCACUUCAUCACCACUCAAGAGAAAGAGAACAAUCUCGUUGUUCUUACAGACGAGCAAAAAAUAGCUAUUCAACCAUUUUGCAAUGCCAACCCUGAACUCGAGAUGGAACCUAAAGAUCUUGGAAAUCUCUUGCGGGUCAUCAAUAGACGCCACAACGACGCUAUUGACACUCGCUCUGCUGAUCCCUCUGCCGACAGACAUUCACCUCCACCUCUCCCUGUUUCUUCUACAAGCGCUACUCCUUUUGCAUCUAGGCAACGAUCGUCUAAUCUCCUUAAGAAUGGUCCAAGACGACUUCGCAUGACUUCACUCAACCACAGACGUACAGACUAUGAUGCUGAUAGACACCUGGAUGAAUUGAGCGACGACGACGACGACAAUGGAAGCGAAAGCCACCCCUCUGUUUCUCCAGGGUCUUUUAAUGCAAGUAGUAGUUUGCCAAAAGAUAUGGCUGUGUACCCUAACUAUUCUUCUCCAGCUGCAAUCCACCGCGGUGAACCAUCCUAUAUACGUCUUGAUCAAGAUGAUUGGGGAUUAGAUUCCGCUGCUCGACAGUAUCCUCACACUAACUUAACACGUACAAUGCAAAGAGAUCUCACACCCUCAAUGAUUAAUGGUCCAGAAAACGAAAAUCGCAUGUCGCGAUUAUAUCUGGCUGACUGCGAGCGAGAAAACAAAGAUCUUAAACGACGCCUUCAAGAAAAAGUGAGAGAAUUAGAAGAAGUAACGAGAGAUUGCGAUGACAGAAUUACACAACUUCAAAGUGACUUUGAUAAUGUCCGGCAAGAAAUGGCGAUAUACAAGGCAAGCAUCUUGGAAAGUAAGAAACUUGAACAAUACCACUUGGAUCAAAUUGCAACUCUUGAGAACAAAAAUUCUCAUUAUUUGACCACCCAAAGUAGCCAAAAGCAACUAGUACAACAAACAAAGUCCCAGCUUGAUGAAAAAUGCUCUGAAUUGGCAAAGACAAAGAAUGAGCUUGUUGAAAUACAAGAGCAGCUUAUGCGCCUAGAAACCAAGUGGAAGAAUGGACAGGAAGAAAUAAGGGCACGUAUACAAGAACGUGAAGAACUUUUAGAAAUACAAAACAGGCUAGAAAACUCGCUCGAAGAAGAAGGCUUGCUUCAAAAUAAAUAUGAUGAAGUCCAGUCUGCAAAUCAGAUGCUUAAAGAAAUCAUUGAUCGGCUCAAAUUUGACUUGGACGAAGCUAGAAACAAUGGACGUAAUACAUGUAGUCCGACACAUGUAAGAACACUCAAAUCAGAAAUGGGUGGAGAAUCACACUUCAACGACAGCAGUCAUGACAAUGACCAUGAAACCUCAGCGGCUCUAGAUGAAAUUAUGGAUACAGAAUGGCUUGCGACAGUGGAACAAGAGCGGAAUAAGUGCAAAAUGGAACUUGACGCAGUUCGGACCGAAUUUGUAAAGACUGAACGUGAAAACCAUGACUUGAAACAGAAGCUGGCAGUACUGGAAGCGCGUGAGAUUCCUGGAGUAUCUAUUGACAAAGCCAUUCAGAAAGACAAUCCUGUAAUACCGCAUUCGCAACAGCAUCAUGAGACGCGUGACCCUUGCCCUCAGUGUGCCACUUAUAAUGCCAAACUGGAAGACAAGGCAUGCAAAUUGACAGAUGAGAUUGACCACCAAACAGUUACGUUAAGAAAUAUCAUAACAAGUGUUAUGGCGCACACAGAUAUUUUUAGUCGAAAUCAAGCUCAUAGCGGGGGACGUAUAUUUGUAACCAGUACCGUACACUUUGCAGUAUAUACUCUAGCAUUGUACGGUGUGGUGCAUGCUGCGGGGUCUCUGUGCAACGUUGCUUCUUCAAAUCAUCACACGGGCUAUUACCCUGGAGGAAUUCCUCCAUUGGCAUCACGCUUUUGGUUUAUAGAAUGGCUUGCAGGGUGGAAGCAGUGGAUGCUCCUAUCACUAGAUGAGCCAUACUCACGAUUUUAACUGACAAAGCAACAAACACGUUCCAUGUUUGAGCUUUAACGAAAGUAACAAUUUUUCUUACUAAACCUAAUAGCUUAUUUCUGUAAUUCCAACUACUCUCUCUCUAUCUCUCUCUCUAUCUCUCUCUCUCUAGAAACUAAAAGGCAAAAAUAUUGUAAAUAACUUCAUGAAUUAAAAAGAAAUCUCUUAGCCAUG
Phycomyces blakesleeanus NRRL 1555(-) is the source of this 2256-nucleotide messenger RNA. RefSeq lists its product as hypothetical. Bases 1 to 2061 code for a protein of 686 amino acids. Lineage: Eukaryota; Fungi; Mucoromycota; Mucoromycetes; Mucorales; Phycomycetaceae. The record is from RefSeq and is a predicted model, not a curated record. The transcript has 8 exons.